AUGGACAAGGGAACUUCAUCUGAACUUUUUGUGAAUGAUGGCUCAUUCAUGGAAAGGUUUAUACAGCUUCAGCAAGAAAACCAGGAGAAGAGUUCAUCAAAAGAGGAGCCAAAAUCGAUGACGCCUAAUUUAUCUGCGUCAAUGAAGGCCAACACAGCCAACACUUUCUUGAAUAAGAGGCAAUUGGAUAUUAAGCCUAAUAAUGUGAAGAAGCCUAGCCUAUCUACUUCAGGUGGGAAGCUUGCCUUCAGCUUGAAACAGAAGUCAAAAAUUUCUGUAGCACCUGUUAAACUAGGUGUCGAUGAAGAUGAGCCUGAAGAAGAUGCUGAAAAUGUGGCCACUGAAGUAUCAGCCAAACGGCAGAAGUCAGGUCAACCUGAUUCCUCCAGUGGAUCAUCAGGACGUGUGGAUGUUUUCGGUAAUUUUCCACUUAUCUUCAUUUUUAUUUCCUUGUAGAGUGUAGGUAAUAUCUACAGAUAAUUUGUAUGGUUUGAGUGACUGCUCUACUUCAACCAGAGCCUGAUUGGUAAUGCUGAUUUUAAUGCUUGUGUUCAGUGCACGAACAUGUUAACCAAUGAGGAAUCCGCAUUUCUUAUGAUUGAGCUAUGUCAUGCGUUUCCAUCAACAUUUAUUUUAGUGACAUGUUUUCUCGAUUUGAUUAAAUCUGUUGUUGUGCCACUAUGCUAAAUUUAUUUUGAAGUGGAAGAAGGGUAUAUUCACCAUUUCAUUGAUUUACUGACCUUUCAUCAUUUAUUUAUUUAUUGAUUGCUCUUUAAAAUUUCAAAUGGGCUUCUGUUUUAGUCAUGAGUUCUCCCUAAAAAUUUACUAUAUAAAUGCAUUCAUUUAUAUAGUACAUUCAUUUACUAUAUAAAUGCACGGCCCGUGAAGUGCAUUCAUUUACUGAGCACGAGCCUUCGCUUCAUUCCUUCUCUGAUACUCUGUUCGAUCCCUGUUUUUCCCGCCAGUCUUUAGCCUUUGUUUUCCCUCGUAUUUAUCUUGCUUUAUAUCAUACUUAUGUAUAUGUAUGUUCAUUCGAACCCUUAUUCCUUAGGUGUCUUCAAUUCAGCUGUCUACAACGGUAAACAAUGCAAACUUGAUGAUUGUUCUCUUGAAUACUAAUGUCUAUCCACAUGUGAUAGUCGCCCAUGAGUGCUUAGAGUUAGUUUCAAUUCCAGCGUUUAGCUGUUGGGUACUCCCUGUAGUGUAGAUAGAUCCUGGAUGCAUGGUCCACGUAAAUUCCUUUUGUUCUCUUGUAUAUGGUUAUAAUGGAGGCCUUAGAUUAGUAACUUUCAGAAAGAUGAUGUGGUUCUUUGCAUAGUUGCACAUAUAGGAAUAGAGCCUUCCCAGUUGUAAAGUAUUGAUUUGCUUUAAGUCAGUUCAUAGUUUUUAUUUGAUUUGAUAAUCUUUGAAAAUUUAUAUUGUUCAGACGCAAGUUAACUUUUGGCAUUCUCAUCUUCACGAUUCUGGAGUUGAUAAAACUAAUGAGUUGGAAAUUGUUGAAAAUUCUGUCCCAUGAAUGCAGCUGACGUCUUAAUUGUCUAUCAACAUUGGUGGAAAGAGAUGUUAGUUGAAAGAGUAGGAAAAUGUGGCUCGCACCUGUUGCAACGAGUACUUUGCAUUCAUUGUUAAUGGUGUUGGCAUUAAUCAGUUAUUUAAGUGACAUGCAGUACCAGCCCCUCCAAGUGAUCUUGCAGUGAGGAAUGUCGCUGACAAGUUGGCCGGUUUUGUUGCAAAAAAUGGGAGACAAUUUGAAAACAUUACACGCCAGAGAAAUCCAGGAGACACACCAUUUAAGUACGUUCUACUAUCAGAAAGAACGCUGUGCUUAUUAAUUUCUCAACUGCCUCUAUUAUGUCUUUCAGACCUGAACGAUUUUAUCUUCUUGCUCUGUUCCAUAGACAUUAUGAACCUUUCAAGGGUCACUUCGAAGCUUUCUCAAUGAGGAGACUAGUCAUGGAAAAGCUAAUAUUUCAUGUCCUUCUCUUGUUCUGUCAGCAUCUUAUCGUUCACUAGCUAUCCAUGUUUCUGUACUCUGGCAUGACCAUUUUCCCAUGCCCUCUUACCUUUCAUUCCCCAAUUCUUCUUCAAAUCUUCCUAUCUACGUUUAGCCUCCACGUGGUUCCUCUCAUGCCUCUUGGAUGGCAUUUGGACGUUUCAAUAUUCUGACCUUACUGUGUCUGACAAAAGGUUUUUUCUUCCCAUCUGCUAUGAUUUUAUCCGUGAAGAAAAUUGCUGAUUAAAAGUAAAUUGUAGGACUGUUGACGUAUGCCUGAAAUAGCAAAACCAAUAUUGCCAUAUAUGUUUUUCUUUAAUAUGGAGCGUUGUCAUGCGUCAUGUAUUCGCAUGCCCACUAUGUGCGUGGGACCAUCCACCCCAAGUUACAGCGUGUUUAUAUCUUUCAAUUGAUAGUUGUCUCAUUAUCUUCGCAAAAAAACACAAAGAAUAUACUUUUUUUAUAAUGAAUCAAUAUAUUUUCAAUGCGAGUUAGCAAUUCUUCCGUUUAUUCCCAGUUGAUUGGACGGGUUUAAUUUUUUCUGUAUUUGUUUUUCCUACUGUGAGACUCGCAAGAUUUUGCAUUUAUUUAUUGAGAGCUUCAGAAGGAGUUUUCCACAGAGAAAGUUCUUCACCGUGUGCAUUUAAUUUGCCAGGUUUCUAUUUGAUCUGAGCAGUGCCGACUAUAAAUACUAUGAAUAUCGUCUCCUUGAAGAAGAGAAGCUGCUCGCACAACAAAAGGAGUCUCAAGCAACCCGGCCUGGUUUGUGCUUUCUAUCUUCAAACUGCACGGGCCAUCCCUGUAGCCUAUUUGUCAUAUAUAUUGAGGAUCUAUUCAUUAACAUGCUGUUGGAUUAUCUCUCCUUCAUCAGGAACUUCACGCCCUGCAACCUCUAGAAUGCAGGGCGGAUCCGAAAGAAGUGGCUCUCAUCAGCAUUCCAAUUAUCAAACCCCAGCUUCCGCUUUAUAUGAUGGAAAUGAGGGCUCAUCUGGUAUGUUCCUCCCUCACCUUCUUGACUACCAACUCUUAACCUCAUAGAUAAAUCUUUAUUGGAUCAAUAUGGUGCCUGAGGUUGAGGACGAAGAGCAUUGCAUUGGCCUUCCCUAUAUAUCAUACAUUGAGCGUUCUGGGUUCUGAUUAUUAUUAUUUUUAUUUAAUGGAACGGGAAAUCUUUCUUUGACAGCUGAAACCAGUGGACCACCCCCAACCGAUCCUAUCGCAAUGAUGGAAUUCUACAUGAAGAAGGCGGCCCAAGAGGAGCGCAAGCGGCAACCUAAGCAAUCCAUGGACGAGAUGCCCCCCCCUGCAUCCCUCCAAGGUUCCUUCUCAAUCAGGAAUAUCCCCACAGAAUUAUGAAAGCACUCCCCAGUGGUUAUUGGGGGAUGGGGGGGAAGAGAGAGAAUGCCAAAAGUCAAUUUUUUUCACAUAUUUCCCAUUAAAUUUUUUUCUGAAUAUUUACUUCUUGCUUUGAUUUGACCCCAUUAGGGGGGCCGAUGAAGAAGGGGCACCACAUGGGCGACUUCAUCCCCCCGGAGGAGCUUGAGAAGUUCAUGUCGAACUGCAACGACGCGGUCGCACUGAAAUCAGCCAAAGAGGCUGCCGAGAAGGCCAAGAUCCAGGCGGACAACGUCGGUCACAAACUCUUAUCCAAGAUGGGCUGGAAGGAAGGUGGGUUCCCUGGUCUCCCAUAUUCCAUUUUCUCCGCAGACCUUGCUUGAUUAUCCAUGCGGCAACGACAGGGGAGGGUCUGGGCAGCUCGAGGAGCGGCCGGGCAGAGCCUGUGGCGGCAGGGAACAUCAAGCUGAACAACCUGGGCGUCGGGGCGGAGCAGCCUGGGGAGGUCACCGCCGAGGACGACAUCUACGAGCAGUACAAGAAGCGGAUGAUGCUCGGGUACCGCUACCGACCGAACCCCCUGGUGAGGAGGAUACGAUUUCAUUUCAUCUCAUUUCAUUUUAUUUCCAUAUCUUAUCAUGUAUAUGGAAACCAACUGGGCCCGGCCCGUCGAAUGCCCCUCCCACCUAAUAAUUCCCACUCGCUUGUUGGCAGAACAAUCCCCGGAAGGCGUAUUACUGA
Messenger RNA from Spirodela intermedia, 4069 nucleotides. The record is from the annotation of a GenBank genome assembly. Lineage: Eukaryota; Viridiplantae; Streptophyta; Magnoliopsida; Alismatales; Araceae.